AUGAGUACUCUCUCAGAAGUCUACAGAGAUAACCCUCUCCACCCUCAACACAUUAUCCCCCUAGACUUUGAAUCUGCCCAUACAGUGCCUGAAUCCCACAUUUGGCCUGAAACCAAUGAUUUCCAACAUUCCGGCUGGUCGAACGGAGAAUUAUCGAUACCAGUUAUUGAUCUGAUGGAUCCUAAUGUUGUGGAACAUAUUGGACAUGCGUGUGAGACGUGGGGUAUGUUCCAAGUCAUUGGCCAUGGUGUUUGUUUGAGUCUUUUGGAGGAGGUUGAGGCGGAAGCUCGGCGGCUUUUUGAGCUUCCUGCUCGGCAGAAGAUGAAGGCGUUGCGUUCUCCUGGUGGCGCCACCGGCUAUGGUACUGCUCGGAUAACACCUUUUUUCUCUAAGAAUAUGUGGCAUGAAGGGUUCACCAUCAUGGGUUCUUGUGUUGAUCAUGCUAAGGAACUUUGGCCUCGUAACUAUAAACGUUUUUGUGACACAAUGGUGGAAUAUCAGAAAAAGAUGAAAGCUCUAGCCUACCAACUCUGGCUGUUAGUUCUCAAAUCAUUGGACAUACAAGAAAAAGAUGUAACCUGGGCAGCUUCACUCCAACACUCCGAAGCUGCACUGCAGCUUAACUCGUACCCUUGCUGCCCAGACCCGGACCGGGUCCUCGGGCUCGCCCCUCACACCGACACAUUGCUGCUCACCAUCGUCCACCAAAGCGACAGCAAUGGCCUCCAAGUCUUCAAAGAUGGAGUACUUGGAUGGGUUUCAGUGUCUCCAAUUGCUGGUGCACUUGUUGUCAAUGUUGGUGAUCUCCUCCAUAUCGUCUCGAAUGCUCGAUUUUUGACUGCUUAUCAUCGUGUCGUGGCGAAUCAGGCCUGCCACCGAGUGUCCAUCGCCUACUUCUAUGGCCCCCCUGCUGAGUCUGAACUUGUGCCAAUAUUGCCUAAACUUCAGGCUCCAUGUUAUCGUUCUUUGACAGUGAAACAGUAUGUAAGUGUUAAGGCCAAGCAUCUUGAAAAGGCACUUUCACUUAUUAGAAUUUAG
Ilex paraguariensis (yerba mate) is the source of this 1038-nucleotide messenger RNA. The record is from the annotation of a GenBank genome assembly. Lineage: Eukaryota; Viridiplantae; Streptophyta; Magnoliopsida; Aquifoliales; Aquifoliaceae.